AUGUUUUUCUGGUUGUUUCCCGCACAAAAUGAAAGCACAGUCAAUACAUCACUGAUUCUCUGGCUGAAUGCUGGUCCAGGUAUCUCAUCUUUGUUUGGUCUUUUCAAUCAAAUCGAUCCAUUAUUCAUCGAUGUGAACGGCAAUAUCCAAUUACGUUUCAUUAAGUGGAAUAAAAACUACCAUUUACUUUUUAAUGAUAAUCCUGUCGGCACUGGUUUCAGUUUUACAUCGAAUGAUCAAGGUUUUGCUCGUACAGAAGAUGAUUUUGCUGGUGAUCUUUAUGAAUGCCUUACUCAAGUUUUUCAAAUCUAUAUUGAUUAUGCUUCAAAUUCGUUCUAUAUUGCUGGUGAAAGUUUUGCCAGAAAAUAUGUACCAGCUCUUACAUACAAAAUUUUAUAUUGA
This is a messenger RNA of Rotaria sp. Silwood2, 402 nucleotides long. The record is from the annotation of a GenBank genome assembly. Lineage: Eukaryota; Metazoa; Rotifera; Eurotatoria; Philodinida; Philodinidae.